Peronospora matthiolae is the source of this 414-nucleotide messenger RNA. NCBI's taxonomy places the organism in Eukaryota, Oomycota, Peronosporomycetes, Peronosporales, Peronosporaceae. The record is from the annotation of a GenBank genome assembly.
AUGACAAGCGACGAAGCGAUCAAGAUGUAUGAAGACAACCAAGGAUCAAUCGCUCUCGCCAAGAACCCGGAGUUCCAUAAGAGAACAAAACACAUCGACAUACGCUACCAUUUUGUGCGUGAGAAGGUGGAAUCAGGUGAAGUCGUUUUGGAGUAUUGCCCGACUCAAGAUAUGCUGGCAGACAUGAUGACCAAGCCGAUCGCCGCUGUACAAUUUGAAAACAUUCGCGAUCGACUUGGGAUCCAAGGUGCCGCAGCUAACGAGUCGAGAGGGAGUGUUGAAAAGACAGCGGCUGUGAAGAAUGUUGAAAAGACAGCGGCUGUGAAGAAGACACCUCGUCAAGCUGCGUCAAGUGUUGAAGCAAGUGGAAGACCAAGCUUCGCUAUACCGGUGGGUACCGGUAUGUACCAGUAA